GGUCACUCUGCCGAUUAUGUGCUACAAAUGCUUUCCGCUCACAUAGGUCUCAUGUCUUGCGACGCCCGGACGCACAGAGGUUCUUGCAUGUGAGCCGUCCAGUGAUGGCUACGCCUCCUCCAAUGGUCAAACACAGUGAUAUCUCAAUGCAGAGAUAUCAUGAACUAUCAGAUGUAACGAUGGACACGUUAUUGGAGUCAUUAGAAACGCUUCUUGACGAAGUUGGCGAUGCAGCCUGUGAAGUCGAAUAUUCGAGCGGCGUUCUCACUUUGAAUCUGGCGGAUAAGGGAACGUAUGUUAUCAACAAGCAGCCACCGAACAAGCAGAUCUGGUUGUCCUCUCCUUUUAGUGGGCCUAAACGGUAUGAUUAUGUUGCGGACAAGGAUGGAUGGUACUACUCGCGAGACGGCCGCUCAAUAGAAGAGUUACUGGAUGAGGAGUUGAGCAAAGCUUUCGGUAGAGAUGUCAAGCUUGGUCUAGACGAAAUUUCUUCCAAAGUUGUAUGACGAAAAACUAUGGGAAUGGUUCAUUGGUUCGAAAACAUUAUCUAUCUAUGCAUAUUAGCGAUUAAAAAUUUGCUUUACUAAUGCCGAAUGAUCCCC
Molecule: messenger RNA, 602 nt
Organism: Fomitiporia mediterranea MF3/22
Lineage: Eukaryota; Fungi; Basidiomycota; Agaricomycetes; Hymenochaetales; Hymenochaetaceae
Product: Frataxin
Exons: 4
Coding region: 105-506 (133 amino acids)
Biological process (GO): iron incorporation into metallo-sulfur cluster; intracellular iron ion homeostasis
Cellular component (GO): mitochondrion
Molecular function (GO): ferroxidase activity; 2 iron, 2 sulfur cluster binding; ferric iron binding
Source: RefSeq, a predicted model, not a curated record